CCCCCACUCUGGCAAUGGCAAACCACCCACAGCAGCACUCGACAGCGAGAAAAGUGAAGCAAAGCAACAAAAGCCAUCGACCCUACAUCCAGCCAUCCUCUUUGCUUGCCUGCCGCUACGAGCCAACGACUCGAUCUCCACACCACACUCCAAUGGCAGCAACCGUGAUGGCCUCCAUGACCUCCCUCGCCUUCGCCACCGCCACCGCCGGCGCGCGUCGUGCCGGCGCGUUCCCGGCGUCGUCUGCUGCGCUCGCGCCGCGCCGGCGCGUCAUGGUCGUGAGGGCGCAGAGCGAGGACGUCGAGCCAACGGAGACGACCGCGGCCACCACCUCCUCGUCGCCUUCUCCGGCCGCGGCCGCCACUACCCCGACGCCCAAGGCGAAGAAGGCGGCGAGCCGGGCGGGGCUGUGGGACGCGCUGGCGUUCAGCGGGCCUGCGCCGGAGCGCAUCAACGGCCGCCUCGCCAUGGUGGGCUUCGUGUCCGCGCUCGCCGUCGAGGCGUCCCGCGGCGGGGGUCUCCUCUCGCAGGCCGGCAGCGGCUCCGGGCUGACCUGGUUCGCGGCCACGGCCGCCGUGCUCUCCGUUGCGUCGCUCGUGCCGCUGCUAAAGGGGGACAGCGCCGAGGCCAGGAGCGGCGCCGUCAUGAGCGCCGACGCCGAGCUCUGGAACGGACGCUUCGCCAUGCUCGGACUCGUCGCGCUCGCCUUCACUGAGUACCUCACCGGCGCCCCGUUCAUCAACGCCUAGAUCUAGAUGCAUGCCAGUGCAUGUAUAUGCAGUAGUAACUUCGUAGGAAUAUUUUGUACUAUGCUAGUAGAACUGCUUUCCGUGUACGAGCAUACGUACAGAUGGACGAGCUAGUUUUUAUGUACGUUUUGGAUCAAAAUAUAUAGCUACGAAACUAAUUGUUGGGAAACAAAAUGACAAAUCAAUUUGGCAUCCACAAAAUUUUGCCAAAACAUAAAAAAAAAAGCCUCCAACAGUUUGCAACCAAA
Sorghum bicolor (sorghum) is the source of this 997-nucleotide messenger RNA. RefSeq names its product low molecular mass early light-inducible protein HV90, chloroplastic. The record is from RefSeq and is a predicted model, not a curated record. Lineage: Eukaryota; Viridiplantae; Streptophyta; Magnoliopsida; Poales; Poaceae. The transcript has a single exon. Bases 15 to 749 code for a protein of 244 amino acids.